Molecule: messenger RNA, 4210 nt
Organism: Carassius gibelio (silver crucian carp)
Lineage: Eukaryota; Metazoa; Chordata; Actinopteri; Cypriniformes; Cyprinidae
Product: tubulin beta-4B chain-like
Exons: 4
Coding region: 124-1458 (444 amino acids)
Biological process (GO): mitotic cell cycle; microtubule cytoskeleton organization
Cellular component (GO): microtubule; cytoplasm
Molecular function (GO): GTP binding; GTPase activity; structural constituent of cytoskeleton
Source: RefSeq, a predicted model, not a curated record
GGGAGCGCGCACUAGUCUCGGCGAGACAGUCGUCCGAAGAGGGUGUGAUAACGAGCCGUUGAGAUUUGACCUUUUCCAACCUCAUUUUCGUCGCUUUGAAGUCGCUGGACAUCUGAGGUCAGCAUGCGCGAGAUCGUGCACCUGCAGGCGGGCCAGUGCGGGAAUCAGAUCGGAGCGAAGUUCUGGGAGGUGAUCAGUGAUGAACACGGUAUUGACCCCACUGGCAGCUACCAUGGAGACAGUGACCUGCAGCUGGAUCGCAUCAGUGUUUACUACAAUGAAGCCUCUGGGGGAAAGUAUGUCCCUCGCGCCAUCCUUGUGGAUCUAGAGCCAGGAACCAUGGACUCUGUCCGCUCCGGUCCUUUUGGGCAGAUAUUCAGACCUGACAACUUUGUUUUUGGUCAGAGUGGAGCUGGAAAUAAUUGGGCUAAGGGUCACUACACAGAGGGUGCUGAACUGGUGGACUCGGUGAUGGAUGUGGUCCGUAAAGAAGCCGAGAGCUGUGACUGUCUGCAGGGCUUUCAGCUCACGCAUUCACUGGGAGGAGGAACAGGCUCAGGCAUGGGAACGCUCCUCAUUAGCAAGAUCCGCGAGGAGUAUCCCGACCGCAUCAUGAACACCUUCAGCGUGGUACCGUCUCCCAAAGUGUCGGACACGGUGGUGGAGCCCUACAACGCCACGUUGUCCGUUCACCAGCUGGUGGAGAACACGGAUGAGACCUACUGCAUUGACAACGAGGCCCUGUAUGACAUCUGCUUCCGCACUCUCAAACUCACUACACCCACGUAUGGCGACCUCAACCACCUCGUCUCGGCCACCAUGAGCGGCGUCACCACCUGCCUGAGGUUCCCCGGACAGCUGAACGCCGAUCUUCGCAAACUGGCGGUCAACAUGGUGCCCUUCCCUCGUCUGCACUUCUUCAUGCCUGGCUUUGCUCCUCUCACCAGCAGGGGGAGUCAGCAGUAUCGCGUGCUCUCCGUCCCAGAGCUCACCCAGCAGAUGUUCGACGCUAAGAACAUGAUGGCUGCAUGUGACCCGCGCCACGGCCGCUACCUAACUGUGGCCGCCGUUUUCCGUGGUCGCAUGUCGAUGAAGGAGGUGGACGAGCAGAUGCUGAACGUGCAGAACAAGAACAGCAGCUAUUUCGUGGAGUGGAUCCCCAACAACGUCAAGACCGCCGUCUGCGACAUUCCACCUCGUGGUCUCAAAAUGUCUGCCACAUUCAUCGGCAACAGCACUGCAAUCCAGGAGCUGUUUAAACGCAUUUCGGAGCAAUUCACCGCCAUGUUUCGCCGCAAGGCCUUCCUGCACUGGUACACCGGCGAGGGCAUGGAUGAGAUGGAGUUCACAGAGGCCGAGAGCAACAUGAACGACCUGGUGUCCGAGUAUCAGCAGUACCAGGAUGCUACUGCAGAGGAGGGAGAAUUUGAGGAGGAGGGUGAAGAGGAGGCCGCCUGAUCAUCAUCUCUUCCACCUUAGCUUCCUUCCUCCAUUUUUAAAUCAUAUGCCACAUCAUCUCAGUCCAGUGCUGUUAAACAGAGAAAGUCCAUUCAAACUCCUGUGUGAUUCUCAUUUUAGUUGUGUCUCAUUUGCUUAAAAUCACAAUGGAUUUACUGAAUAAACACAUGACAAAUCUUCGUUCUAUAUGACUUUAUGAACAAACGUUCUUGAAAUAAAUUUAACUGAACGUCAGUAUUGUUUUAUUAUUAGUGGUGAAGUAUAAAUUAUUUCUAGCUGUCUAACAGCGCUUACCCAAACAUUUUAAAUGGUCAAUCAAAUUUAAAAAGGCAGGCUUGACAUUUCACAGAAGAAUUGUAGCGCAAGGCUUCAAAUUAACCUUUAACGUUCAGAGAGUACCAGUUUAGAAGUAGCUGAACAUGUAGGCUAAUUUUUAACAAUGCAUUUUUUACAACAGAAAUGUUAAACAAGUGACAGUAAUAGGCAAAACAUGUAAUAUUUAACAAUGGUUUAAUGGCACAAAUGAUAAACAAGCGACAGUAAUAAUAAGAAAUGCAAAGUAUUCAAUCUUUUUGUCAAGUUCUGAUGAUUUGAAGUGAUUGAUUUGCAUAAUGUAAGUCAUAACUGAAUGACGAGACAAGAAACAGGAUCUUAUUCCCAAUAGAAAAGAUUCUUAUUUCCAAUUCCAUAAAUUAAAUAGACAAUUACAGUGACAAUUAUGAGAAUGUAAGAAAUUGUGAGACAUAAAGUCCUAAUAACAAAGUCUUUUAUUUAUUUUUUACUCUGAUCAAAAUGAGCUUCCACAUCAAGUUGAGAAAUUCAAUUUAGAAUGUUCUUGGAAUAUCAUCUGGGCCUAACCAUUUUAAAUAAGACUGUACUUGCAUUCAGAAGACCGGACAUUUUCUACAAGUAAAAUGCUGCUCCUCCAGUGAACACUAGAGGGAAACAUUUCUCACAAAACAAGGACCAAAAAUUGGAAGCACAUUCAAUGCAGUGACAAUAUUAGUCAAAGGAACUGUCAGAAUUCUGUUCAGUUUAAUGCUGAUCACCCUUCACUAACAGAGACGUAGCAAACACAUAAGCAAUGAUGAUGAGAGCAUAAAAACAGAGUGGAAAAGCAGUGACUCAAUAGAGGAAGUCUAUUCCAGUGUUUCCCCUGACAUGUGUUUAUGUGUUUUCAACCAUGACUAGGUGAAAGUGUGAGUUUAGCUUAUAUAGUACGAAUGAACACAAAUAGAGACAGGCCAGUUACAAACCCAAUUCCUAAAUAGUAAAAGAGCAAAGAGUAAAAAGAAAUGGGUUAAUUUACAAAUCUCAUGAAUUUAUAUUUUAUUCACAAUAUAAUUUAGACAACAUUUCAAACAUUGAAAGUGAGACAUUUUGAAAUGUCUUGCUAAAUAUUGGCUCAUUUUUUAUUUCAUGAGAGCUACAUAUUCCAAAAAAGUUGGGACAGGUAGCAAUAAGAGGCCGGAAACGUUAAAUGCACAUAUAAGGAACAGCUGGAGGACCAAUUUGCAACUUAUUAGGUCAAUUGGCAACAUGACUGGGUUUAAAAAGAGCCUCUCAGAGUGGCAGUGUCUCUCAGAAGUCAAGAUGGGCAGAGGAUCACUAAUUCCCCCAAUGCUGCGGCGAAAAAUAGUAGAGCAAUAUCAGAAAGGAGUUUCUCAGAGCAUAAUUGCAAAGAGUUUGAAGUUAUCAUCAUCUACAGUGCAUAAUAUUAUCCAAAGAUUCAGAGAAUCUGGAACAAUCUCUGUGCGUAAGGGUCAGGGCCGGAAAACCACACUGGAUGCCCGUGAUCUUCUGGCUCUUAGACAUCACUGCAUCACAUACAGGAAUGAUACUGUAAUGGAAAUCACAACAUGGGCUCCGGAAUACUUCCAGAAAACAUUGUCGGUGAACACAAUCCAUCGUGCCAUUCACCGUUGCCGGCUAAAACUCUAUAGGUCCAAAAAGAAGCCAUAUCUAAACAUGAUCCAGAAGCGCAGAGGUUUUCUCUGGGCCAAGGCUCAUUUAAAAUGGACUGUGGCAAAGUGGAAAACUGUUCUGUGGUCAAAUCAAAAUUUUAAGUUAUUUUUGGAAAACUGGGACGCCAUGUCAUUCGGACUAAAGAGGACAAGGAAAACCCUAGUUGUUAUCAGCGCUCAGUUCAGAAGCCUGCAUCUCUGAUGGUAUGGGGUUGCGUGAGUGUGUGUGGCAUGGGCAGCUUACACAUCUGGAAAGGCACCAUCAAUGCUGAAAGGUAUAUCCAAGUUCUAGAACGACAUAUGUUCCCAUCCAGACGUCGUCUCUUUCAGGGAAGACCUUGCAUCUUUCAACAUGACAAUGCCGGACCACAUACUGCAUCAAUUACAACAUCAUGGCUGUGUAUACAACAUCAUGGCUGUGUAGAAGAAGGAUCCGGGUACUGAAAUGGCCAGCCUGCGGUCCAGAUCUUUCACCCAUAGAGAACAUUUGGCGCAUCAUAAAGAGGAAGAUGCGACAAAGAAGACCUAAGACAGUUGAGCAACUAGAAGCCUGUAUUAGACAAGAAUUGGACGACAUUCCUAUUCCUAAACUUGAGCAACUUGUCUCGUCAGCCCCCAGACGUUUGCAGACUGUUAUAAAAAGAAGAGGGGAUGCCACACAGUGGUAAACAUGGCUUGUCCCAACUGUUUUGAGAUGUGUUUAUGCAAAAUGAUACAUUUUCUGUUUAAACAUUUAACAAGUAUUCUAUGUUGUAUUUUGAAUAAAAUAUAGAAAUUUGAAACUUCCA